Molecule: messenger RNA, 442 nt
Organism: Spodoptera litura
Lineage: Eukaryota; Metazoa; Arthropoda; Insecta; Lepidoptera; Noctuidae
Source: RefSeq, a predicted model, not a curated record
AAUAGCAAGAAUAUGGUUUUCCUAAAGGCAUUUUGAUUUUGAAGCUAAAGAAUCAGAAAUGCAUUUCGUAAUUUUUUCGAUUGUUACCAUUGUAUUAACUAUCAGCGUUUGGCAAUCAGAGAGCAAUAGAAAUUGUUACAAUGCGAAGACUUGCAUGCACAGCGGAAUAGAAAGAUGCGGCGUGGAAGAAGAUGGACGACUAAGAAAAUUUUUGGAUUUAUGUGAUAUCCAUGAGUUUAACUGUCUCCAAAAUACUUCAUUUAAAGUAACAGCUCAAAAAAGAUGUAUUAAUCUACAAGACCUUAAUAACGAUAACAACAAUAACGAUGAUGAUAAUGUUAACAUGAAAAUGAAUUGGAAACCUUUGCCAUUAAGGUUUUACUCAAAUCAAAAUGAAUAUAAGAAUACAGGCAACGAUCAGAAAAUAAAGGAUUCGAAAUAA